UAAUUACUUACCAUUUUUGUGAUUUUACACACACACACACACAUAUAUAUAUAUAUAGAGAGAGAGAGAGAGAGAGAGGGGUUGGUGAAGGCAUAUAUAUAAUCUUAUAUCAUAUGUAACUCAAGUCAUCAGUGGAUAGCAUCAAGAUUUGAGAGACAAUUACAAAGUCUAAGUCCUCUCUAAGUCCCAAGACUACAAAGGUUUCUCUAGAUUAAUUAGGAUGUCAAAAUCUCAACUUCCCCUCCUAUUCCUCUACCUUCUUUCAUCUGCCCACCUCUUCCAUCCUUCUUCAGCUGAUGUUGGCACUGCAAGCCAAUACAACCCUCCAUACACCCCCACAGCUUGUUUUGGGAGUGAUAACUCUCAAUUCCCAUCAAGCAAUUUGUUUGCAGCAGCAGGGGAAGGGGUUUGGGACAACGGUGCGGCCUGCGGGCGGCAGUACUUGGUGAGGUGCAUUAGUGCGGUAGCGCCCAAGACUUGUGUUCCCGACAAAACUAUUCAGGUCAGGAUUGUUGAUAGAGCACAAACUUCAGCUUCUAGGCCUGCAAAAGCGGGCACCACCAUCGUUCUUUCCAACACAGCUUUUGGUACUAUUGCCAAUCCGGGAGCUGCUUUCAUCAACAUAGAAUUUCAACAGGUAUAAAUAGGAUUGGGGACUCAUUCAACAGGGGACACUGAUAUGUUGCAAGUUUAUUACUUUUCGUCCCCAUAGUUGUGAUAUAUUAAGGGGACUAGUUAUAUUAUAUGUAUUUUGCAGACUCGUUAUUGGCAAGGGGUAUCUUCCAUGGCAUUUAUCCUCUGAGCUCUGAAUCAUACAAAGCAUUAAAAGCAAUGAAAUUAGAUAAACAGUUGUGUGAUGUCAUUAUUAAAUUCUAGAAAGAAAAUGAUUUUGGAAGUACUAAUUCCAGGAAAGUUCAGAAGUGGACCACAGGAAUGGCUUAUUAGGUGGGAGAUUCAUUAAAACUUUUAUUGUACCAUUUCAAGUAAACUAGCUGACUUUGGAGUCAUAUGAAAGAAGUCUAGAGAUUUGUCGGGCUA
Coffea arabica (coffee) is the source of this 1038-nucleotide messenger RNA. Its product is annotated as EG45-like domain containing protein. The record is from RefSeq and is a predicted model, not a curated record. NCBI's taxonomy places the organism in Eukaryota, Viridiplantae, Streptophyta, Magnoliopsida, Gentianales, Rubiaceae.